GGGCUCUGUAGGGGAGGUGCCGAGAGAGCGCCUGUGGUGAGUAGAAAGGAAACGCGUCGUCCGUGGCAUAUCAGACCGGCUCUGCUGGGGCCAGAACAGCAGCGGCCGCGGGGGAAUGGGCGGUCCGAAGAGCUAGCGCCGCACAAGGACCAGUCGCGGCCGGGGCCGAGCGGAGCCGCCGCGCCCGGAGAUGAACGAGGACGCCAUCUGCAGCGCGCUGCCCACCAUCCCCUACCACAAACUCGCCGAUCUGCGCUACCUCAGCCGCGGCGCCUCGGGCACCGUGUCGUCCGCACGCCACGCAGACUGGCGCGUGCAGGUGGCAGUGAAGCACCUGCACAUCCACACCCCGCUGCUCGACAGUGAAAGAAAUGACAUCUUACGAGAAGCUGAAAUAUUACAUAAAGCUAGAUUUAGCUACAUUCUUCCAAUUUUGGGAAUUUGCAAUGAGCCUGAAUUUUUGGGCAUAGUCACUGAAUACAUGCCAAAUGGAUCAUUAAAUGAACUUCUGCAUAGGAAAACUGAAUAUCCUGAUAUUGCCUGGCCACUGAGAUUCCGUAUCCUACAUGAGAUUGCACUUGGAGUAAAUUACCUGCAUAAUAUGAAUCCUCCCCUACUUCAUCACGACUUAAAAACUCAGAAUAUCUUGUUGGAUAAUGAGUUUCAUGUUAAGAUUGCAGAUUUUGGUUUAUCAAAAUGGCGCAUGAUGUCACUCUCGCAGUCACGAAGUAGUAGAUCUGCACCUGAAGGAGGGACAAUCAUCUAUAUGCCACCUGAGAAUUAUGAACCUGGGCAGAAAUCAAGGGCCAGUGUGAAGCAUGACAUAUAUAGCUAUGCAGUUAUCAUGUGGGAAGUAUUAUCCAGAAAACAGCCAUUUGAAGAGGUCACCAAUCCUUUGCAGAUCAUGUAUAGUGUGUCACAGGGACAUCGACCUGACACUAACGAGGAAAAUUUGCCAUUUGAUAUACCUCAUCGGACACUCAUGAUCUCUCUAAUAGAAAGUGGAUGGGCACAAAACCCAGAUGAGAGACCAUCUUUCUUAAAAUGCUUAAUAGAACUUGAACCAGUUCUGAGAACAUUUGAAGAAAUAACUUUUCUUGAAGCUGUUAUUCAACUAAAAAAAACAAAGUUACAGAGCAUGUCAAGAACUACUCUUUCAUGUGGUAAGAAGAAAAUGGAUUUAUCUUUGAACAUACCUGUAAAUCAUGGUCCACAGGAGGAAUCGUGUGGCUCCUCUCUGCUCUAUAGAAGCAGUGGUUCUUCUGAGACAUCGAGGUCCCUGUCAGCUCCUCCAGAGAAAGAUUUUUUGUCUGGAGGGCCUCAAGACUGCUCUUCCGUGAAGCUGCAUCACUGUCCUGUAAAUCACAGUUGGGAUGGUACCAUUUCUGCAUCACAAAGAGCGACAUUCUGCAAUCACAGACCUACCCUGUGCUCUUCAGCUGUAAUAAAUCCACUCUUGACUGAGAGAAAUUCAGAGCGCCUACAGCCUGGAAUAGCCCAACAGUGGAUCCAAAGCAAGAGGGAAGACAUCGUGAGCCAAAUGACUGAAGCCUGCCUUAACCAAUCACUAGAUGCCCUUCUGUCCCGGGACUUGAUCAUGAAGGAGGACUAUGAACUUAUUAGUACCAAACCUACAAGGACCUCAAAAGUCAGGCAGUUACUGGACACCAGUGACAUCCAAGGAGAAGAAUUUGCCAAAGUUAUAGUGCAGAAGUUGAAAGAUAACAAACAAAUGGGACUUCAACCUUACCCGGAAGGUCUUAUGGUUUCUAGAGCACUAUCUUCAAAUUUCCUUCAAAAUAAAAGCUUAUGAGUGAGUUUUUUUCAAGAAGAAAGUCAGUUUAUAAAUGGUUAUUUAUAUGUCUGUUACCUUGAUAAUGUUUUUAUAAAAUACAUAUGAGUAUUAGAAGCUGUGCUGAAGGUUUGGGGAGGGGGAUAACUAUUAGUCUCUUUCCAUGACAUUGCAGUAUUUUUUUAACUAAUAUAAGUAAAAAGUUUUCAUUUUG
This is a messenger RNA of Nannospalax galili (Upper Galilee mountains blind mole rat), 2006 nucleotides long. It is a transcript of the gene Ripk2, whose product is annotated as receptor interacting serine/threonine kinase 2. Gene Ontology annotation, molecular function: ATP binding; JUN kinase kinase kinase activity. NCBI's taxonomy places the organism in Eukaryota, Metazoa, Chordata, Mammalia, Rodentia, Spalacidae. The record is from RefSeq and is a predicted model, not a curated record. The transcript has 11 exons. Gene Ontology annotation, biological process: innate immune response; protein phosphorylation; positive regulation of canonical NF-kappaB signal transduction. Gene Ontology annotation, cellular component: cytoplasm. Bases 191 to 1813 code for a protein of 540 amino acids.